GAUGGAAGCAGCAGAUCAACACGCAACAACUAUGGCGAGAAGAAACUCAGGGUUUCUCCUGGUGCGCCAAUUGCUUGCCAAUUCCCUUCUUCCUCACCACAACAACCUCCCCUCCUAUUCAAUCCGAACCCUCUCUUCAUUCUCAAAGCCCCAAUCUUCACCAGGCCCAAAUCCUCCUCCCAACCCAAAACCCUCCUCCAAUUUCCCAUCUUUUCGAUCCUUCUCAUCUUCCCCAGCUGCCCCCUCAAACCUUGUAAUAAUUAAGACCGAGGAACAACUGAAGAGCGCACUCAGCGAAGCUGAAGAUGAGUAUCUGCCAGCUGUUUUUUACUUCACUGCGGUUUGGUGUGGGCCUUGCAGGUUCAUAGCUCCAGUAAUUGGGGAGCUGAGUGAGCAAUACCCGCAUGUGACAACAUUUAAGAUUGACAUUGAUGAGGAGGGCCUUGGAAGCACAUUGGACAAGUUCGGUAUUUCCGCUGUGCCAAGAUUCCAUUUCUUUCAAAACGGGAAAAUAGCUGCUGACGUUGUUGGUGCUGAUGCUGCACACUUGAAAGAAACUUUUGAACAACUUUACAAGCCGGACUUGUGAACAAAGAGAGAAGCAAAUAAGGCUCGUCUUAGUGGAGCUGCCAGCAAAAGAUGCAACAUGAAAUCAUGGUACUACCUGAUUAUAAGCUUCUCUUCUCCCCACUGACUUGUCUUUUGUUGACCCACUAGCACCUUAUUGUGUUAAAUCUUGAAACCUUACGAAGUCUGAACCUGUGCGAUGGAUGAAAUGUUAAGUAAUUUGUUUGGCCUGAA
Messenger RNA from Argentina anserina (silverweed cinquefoil), 801 nucleotides. Its product is annotated as thioredoxin O2, mitochondrial-like. The transcript has 6 exons. NCBI's taxonomy places the organism in Eukaryota, Viridiplantae, Streptophyta, Magnoliopsida, Rosales, Rosaceae. The coding region runs from base 2 to 589 and encodes 195 amino acids. The record is from RefSeq and is a predicted model, not a curated record.